GCGACCGCCGUUGAGUUAAUAUAUAAUUUAGGUGUGUGAUUAUUAUUAAUUAAUUAAACUUUCAGAAAAAAAAUUUUAAAGUGAAAUAGUACAUAAUUAAAAUAGUGUUAUAAGUUUCUUUUUUUUUGUAAAUUUUAAAGUAUUAAAUUGAAAUAAAAAUCUUCAAAAUGCCCGCUGGAGACAAUCAAAACGGAAAUUAUCACAAUGAUGAGGAUGACGAUAUUCGUGAGCCAGAACAUUUGAGAAAGUUAUUCAUUGGAGGGUUGGAUUAUAGAACAACUGAUGAUUCUUUGAAAGGACACUUUGAAAAAUGGGGUAAAAUUGUUGAUGUGGUAGUAAUGAAAGAUCCUAAGACAAAAAGAUCUCGUGGUUUUGGGUUUAUAACUUACUCCAGGGCAUAUAUGGUGGAUGAUGCCCAGAAAAAUCGGCCACAUAAGGUUGAUGGGAGAGUGGUUGAGCCAAAGCGUGCAGUUCCACGUCAAGACAUUAAUCGACCAGACGCAGGUGCAUCUGUUAAAAAAUUGUUUGUCGGCGGAUUAAAAGAUGAACAUUCAGAAGACGAUUUAAGGGAUUAUUUUGGGAAAUAUGGAAACAUUGUUUCUUGUGUGGUUGUAACAGACAAGGAUACUGGGAAAAAAAGAGGAUUUGGUUUUGUUGAAUUUGAUGAUUAUGAUCCAGUGGACAAAGCUGUUUUGCAAAAAAAUCACACUAUUAAAAACAAGCUACUUGAUGUUAAAAAAGCACUUUCCAAAUCUGACACCGAUGGAGGACGUGGAGGAGGUGGUGGCGGCAGCCGUGAUAUGAAUAGGGGAGGACCAAUGGGUGGUAGAGGCGGUGGUGGUGGUGGCCGUGGAAGUGGUGGAAGCCAAGGUUGGAAUAGUAGGGGUGGAAAUGAUUGGGGUAAUAAUAACGGAAAUUUCGGUGGUGGGGGCUAUAAUCAAGGAGGAGGAAAUAAUUGGAACGGUGGUGGUGGAGGUAAUAUGAAUCCAUGGGAUAGCGGAAAUAUGCAAGGAGGCGGCGGAGGCGGUGGCUGGAAUCAAAAUCAAGGGGGAAGUGGUUUUUGCGGUCCUAUGGGGGGCGGGGGAGGUGGUGGAAACCCUGGAAACAAUUGGGGCCCUAAUGAUUUUGGAUCAGGCUAUCAACAAGGAUAUGGUGGAGGUCCUCAAAGGAAUCAAAGUUUUGGCACUAAUCGUCCUGCCCCUUACAAUAUGGGUGGUGGUGGAUAUGGCAACAAAGGACCAGGUGGUCCCGGUAUGAAUCAAAGUGGCGGAGGUGGUGGAGGAUAUAAUCAAGGUUACAAUAGUGGUCCCGGAAACAUGGGAGGCGGAGGGGGAAAUCGCAGAUACUAAUUGUACUAAGCUCUGUUUAUGCGUGGUGGGAAACAACAUUCGUUCACGAAAUCUGGAUUAUAUUUCGCCGAAACUAAAGUUUAAUCUUACUAAUGGAAGAAUACAACAUUGUGGUAAGUGCACAUAAAAUUGAAGAUGUGUUCAUAAAUAAGGAAACGGUUACUUGCAAAUCAAUUGCAAAUAUUUUAGUUAUCACUUGUGUAUGCGUAUUUAUUUGUUUCUUUAUUUCGGUCACGUUUAGAUUCUUUAUCAAAGAUCUAGAAACGUAAUUUGGUUGUUUUUUUUUCUUCUGUUAUUAAUGAAAAAAUAGUAUAAAACAUUGAAAUAGCGUGAAGUAAAAUUUUACUUAUUAUUAAUAUCAAAAAGGGUAUAAUCGAAAAGUAAUCGAUGUAUAAUCAUGCAAAAAUGUCAAAAAUGCACUUCUUAUUAAAUCAGCUGUGCAUCAAUUUUUUUGCAAAGUUUUUUUUUAAAUGGAAGCUCAGAAGUUAAUAAUUUAUUAUUUUAACUCAAUAACUUGUAAAUUUAAUUAUUUCUUUAUGCGCGGUAUGAAUAUUUUUAAAUGUUCCAUUAUAUUAAAAUCACCAAAACUUAAUUGAAAUUAAAAAAAUUUUUUUAAUAGAUUUUCAGUUGUUAGUAAUUUUAAUAGUUUUACGCAAAACCUUUUCGAAAUAAACACAUCAUAUCGGUAGGUAUCAGCAAAUGUUUUUGCAAUUUUGCAAAUUGAUGCACAUUUUUCAUUACUUUCCGAUUAUACCCAAAGUUUUAGUUAAACAUAUAUGUAUGUAUAUCAACUUUAGUAGGGUUCCCAAUUUUCUAUGGACCACUCAAAAUUAGACAACCCGAAAUAAUUUAAAGAUAAAACUUGUUUCAUAUAAAAUCUUUCUAAUAGAAUUAAAUUCUAAUGAAUUAUUGAAAAAUAUUUUUCUGAAAUAUUUUGCAUUUGUAACUAAUAAAAGGAUAAUCAAUUUUUGAAUCUCUAACCAAUAUGAGAUAUAUAAUUUCUUUUUUAUUAUUCACACAUAUAAAAAAGAAAUUAAAAACUGGCAAAAAAUAGUUUAUAAAGUAUGAAAAAGCGUAAAUUGGAAUCUAUCAAAAAAUCAGUAGUAACAGGCUCAUAAUAUAUCAGUUACAUUUAUUAGAAGUGGUAAAGAGUUAUUAAUUAAAGUUAAGCUCGUUAGGAUUUACAUGACAUUAAAUAAUUUACGUUUUACUAAUUUUUUUAAUAUUUCACAAAAAUGCACUUUAUGAACACAUUUUAUAAAAAAUUUUAUUACAAGUAUUGAAUAUAAUUGAUGAAACGCGAUGGUUGACAGCAACAAAAUAUUAAGAAUUAUAUUUUGCGUGCUCUGAAUUUUUCUGGUUGAAGACAGAAUCUUCAAAAAUGAAUAAACUUUGUAAUUGUAAUUUUGACUUCCUUUUGUAUAAAAUUUAGUCAACUUUACAUUUACAAACUAUUUAAAUUAACCAUAAAAUUAAACACAAAAAAUACAUUGUAUAUUAUGUUAUAUAAUAUA
Molecule: messenger RNA, 2863 nt
Organism: Condylostylus longicornis
Lineage: Eukaryota; Metazoa; Arthropoda; Insecta; Diptera; Dolichopodidae
Product: heterogeneous nuclear ribonucleoprotein 87F-like
Exons: 6
Coding region: 168-1349 (393 amino acids)
Molecular function (GO): RNA binding
Source: RefSeq, a predicted model, not a curated record